GGCAUCAUCUACAGCCAAACUACUAGGUAUCAUCACAUAUGCUCUGAUCCUAAUGACUGUAAUUCCCCUUCUAAAUGUACUCUCCCAAUCUAUGAGACAGGCUACAAACCAAAGACUAUUACCAAACAAAUCCACUCUGCUGUAAAAACUCAAUGCCCGCGCCUGCUACAAUACAGAGAGAAAAAAAUAUCUACACAAGUUCCACUUGUGGUCACCUACAACCCAACUCUUGAGGAAAUAAGUAGAAUCAUUAAAGACCUACAACCAAUGUUAACAGAAGAUGAGACUCUGAAAAACAUUAUCUCUGAAACACCCAUUUUGGCCUUCAGACAAGCACCAAACAAAAACUAA
This is a messenger RNA of Pelobates cultripes (western spadefoot toad), 351 nucleotides long. The record is from the annotation of a GenBank genome assembly. NCBI's taxonomy places the organism in Eukaryota, Metazoa, Chordata, Amphibia, Anura, Pelobatidae.